AUGAACAAGAAGAAAUUAUACCUAGCUACCUCUUUGGAGGAGUUGAGAAAGCUUUCAAAAAUAAAUAUUCGAUCAUCUGCACCUGAAGUACUGAAGCGUGAAAUGUCUUUGAUAAAAUGUCAAGCUAAUGAAGUUUGGGAGCAUGAUGAAGAGCGUGCCUAUGUACUGUUUAUGAAAUACUUUGAGUACUAUGACAAACUGAGACAAAUAACAGGUAAAAAAGAUAGUAUAAUACUUAAAGAUGAAUUAUUGUGUGCUGUUGAACGUGCUGAAACUUUGCAUGUCAAUCUAAAGGCAAGAUAUAAGAGUUUAAAAAGUCCAACUGUAUCUGAACCAGAGAAAUCUAAUGAAUCUACACCUGAACCUGAACCAGAUAAACCACCACCUCCUACAAUCAUCUCCCGAUGGAUACAAUCAAAUGACUUGGCAGAGAUUAUUAAGAAGCAACAAAAUUUCCUUCUAAUGGAUGUCCGUACAGUAUCUGAAUUUGAACAAUGUCAUAUAGCAUUCGAGAACAUCAUCAACAUUCCUUGUGAUAUUUUACAACGUGGAGCUACUGUAAAUACGAUCUCUGAUUACUUAAAAGUGAAUGGCACGUUUAAAAAGCUUUGGGAGAAUCGAGGUGAAUUCGAUGGUGUAAUACUAUUGGAUGAGAAUGGCUUCGACUCUGAUAUGUGUGCUGUAGACAAGAGUAAUUGUUUACAAAUUCUGAAAGAUGCUAUUUUUAAGUGGGAUGCAGCGAAAACUAUAACUGUAGAGCCGAAAAUGCUUGUUAAAGGAAUGAAAGACUUUGCCUUGCGCUACCCACCACUUCUUAUUCAAGCAGUCACAACGUCGUCAAAUCAAACGGACGCCAAACGUGGUAGCUCUCAACUUCAAGCAUCUAAACUGAAAUAUCCAGAUUUGAAUAUACGUGAAAUUAAAAGUGAAGAUAAAUUGCCCACUGUCAAUUUGGCUGAUUUGUUAGCUUCUCAGAGUAAAAAUCCUGCAUUAUCUUUUAAAAGUAUUCAAAAUGGACGUGGUGUAGUGCAGAAUGGGACAAAUCCCGGUGUACAACGUCCACCGCCGCCACUACCACCACCACUGCCUAAACCACCAGCGUUUAUAGGUCGUGUACAGUACACUCCAAAGAUGCUCCCUUCACAGUCUUCCGAAACAUCACUCACCAAUCUUAGACAAAGUAUUACACAGAUUGAUCGUCAACAGAGUCUUGUAUCAAACUUAUCAAAUUUAUCAUUGGGAAAACUUGAUUUAAGUCCAACAAGUGUAACAUCGAAUCAUAUUGUACUGUCUGAUUCAGUGAGAGGCGAUGAAAACAGAGGUGAAAAAGUUUGGAAACUAUCCACUGAACAUUCAGAUGAAGAAUCCCGUAUGUAUAGUGAUUUACGUGAAAAAUCCUACACUGAUAGACCGUUACCACGAAAAUAUUCUGAACAAUACUCUGACAAUAGAAUGUAUAAACCAGUCGAUUCGCACGUGGAUCCAUGGAGAGUUUCAUUAACUGCUUCGACGAUUAAUGCUUCAAUACCACCAGUGCCAAAUAUUCCUGCGCCUGAAAGUAAACCAAUAAAUUUAGUAAAUUCUCAAUCAUCUCUAACAUAUGUACAACCAGAUGUAUUGAAUAAUCAGGUUAACUCUACUGUAUGCACAACUUUGGCUAUCCAUCAAACACGUACAAAUGGUUUACGCAAUCUUGGGAAUACAUGCUAUAUGAAUUCUGUAGUACAGUGUUUAUCCCAUACCCGUGCAUUAGUUCACUACUUCCUUGAUGGUUUUCAUGAACGUAAAGCUGUAGUUACUAAUUCUCUUGGUUAUGGAGGAGAAAUUGUGAAGCAUUUUGAAGUACUACUCUCAGCCUUAUAUAAUCGACCAAAUCAGGAUAGUGAAUUGCAUAAAUUUAGAUCAGCUGUCGCUAAACAUCAAGCCAAAUUUUCAAGUAAUGAUCAACAGGACAGUUUGGAAUUCCUUCUCUUUCUAUUAGACGGUCUACACGAAGAUCUUAACGAAGCUCGUUCGCAACGGAAUAGUACUACAAAACCUUUACAGGAUCAAUCAAGUGUUGAAUAUUCAUCGAGUCGUGAACAAGCAGAGGCUGCAUGGAUUCAGCAUAAAGAUUUAAAUAAUUCAAUCAUAGUGUCAUCAUUUCAAGGACUUCUCCGUUCUACUGUAAAGUGUAGUAAUUGUCAUAAAACUUCGAUAACAUUUGAUGUCUUCAUGGUAUUAUCCUUACCAAUGGAACAGAAUAAUGCAUGCCAUUUAACUGAUUGUCUUAAGUUAUUUCUCGAAAAAGAAGAAAUGGUCGGUCCAUGUCGUUGGCACUGUCCAACAUGCAAUACAAGACGUGAUGCUUCUAAGUGGAUAGAAUUAUGGAAAUUACCGACUUAUUUAAUUAUACACUUGAAAAGAUUUCGAUAUGAACAUGGUAAUUGGAGAAAACAGACAACAAAUGUAAACUUCCCCAUUGAAAGCUUAGAUAUGAGUUCGUUUAUUGUUGGUCCCAAACUGCAUUCCAGUGAAUAUGCUUUAUUCGCUGUCCUAAAUCAUCGUGGUACAAUGGAAAGUGGUCAUUAUACAACAUACUGUCGCAAUAUCCGUGAUGGUCGAUGGUAUGAGUACGAUGAUGAAAAUGUAUCCUUACUAAAUAGAAAUGAAAUACAAAAUGAUAACGCUUAUAUAUUGUUCUAUGAAUUACUACCUCGUGUAGGCGUGUUUUUUGAAAAUCCUCCUGAUGUGGUUCGAUGA
This is a messenger RNA of Trichobilharzia regenti, 2742 nucleotides long. Lineage: Eukaryota; Metazoa; Platyhelminthes; Trematoda; Strigeidida; Schistosomatidae. The record is from the annotation of a GenBank genome assembly.